AUGCCCCUCAUCUAUAUAAACAUCAUGCUAGCAUUCACUAUCUCACUUCUAGGCAUACUAAUCUACCGCUCACACUUAAUAUCCUCCCUACUAUGCCUGGAAGGAAUAAUACUAUCGUUAUUCAUCAUAAGCACCCUCAUAGCCCUAAACACACACUCCCUACUAAUCAACAUCAUACCUAUCGUCCUAUUAGUCUUUGCCGCCUGCGAGGCGGCAGUAGGUCUAGCCCUACUAGUCUCAAUCUCUAACACAUAUGGUCUAGACCAUAUCCACAAUCUAAACCUACUCCAAUGCUAA
This is a messenger RNA of Nomascus leucogenys (northern white-cheeked gibbon), 297 nucleotides long. The record is from the annotation of a RefSeq genome assembly. Lineage: Eukaryota; Metazoa; Chordata; Mammalia; Primates; Hylobatidae.